Molecule: messenger RNA, 878 nt
Organism: Neocloeon triangulifer
Lineage: Eukaryota; Metazoa; Arthropoda; Insecta; Ephemeroptera; Baetidae
Gene: mad2
Product: mitotic spindle assembly checkpoint protein MAD2A
Exons: 5
Coding region: 128-751 (207 amino acids)
Biological process (GO): mitotic spindle assembly checkpoint signaling
Cellular component (GO): nucleoplasm; cytoplasm; kinetochore
Source: RefSeq, a predicted model, not a curated record
GUCGUUGUAUAAAUCUCGUGUUGGAAUUGGAAAUUUGCCAAAGGAAAGAAGUUUUUAGUUUAUCUUAUUUGAUUUUAAUUGCGGAAUUAAAAGAAAUCUUAAAGAGAAAAAUAUUUUAAGCAUAAAUAUGGGAAGUACACUGCAGGAAACGAAAAGUGCCAUCACUCUUCGAGGCUCGGCCGAAAUUAUCUCUGAAUUUCUAGACUAUGGUGUGAACAGCAUCCUGUUCCAAAGAGGAAUUUACUCAAGUGAGACUUUCAAUGCUGAGCAAAAAUAUGGUCUGACAAUUCUCAAGUCUGCCGACGACAAAGUCAAGGAUUUCUUGCAAAAUGUUUUGGAACAGACCAAAGAGUGGAUUGCAUCAAGAAAAAUUCAAAAAAUUUCAAUGAUCAUCUGCAAUGCUGACACAAAAGAAGUUCUUGAAUGUUGGGACUUCAAAUUGCAGGUGGAAAAGAAUGACAUUCCUGAAGGUGAAACUGAAGUAGUUGGACACAAAGACGUGAAGGUAAUUCAAAAUGAAAUUCGUGACGUCAUCAGGCAAAUUACAGGAUGUGUCACCUUCUUGCCAAUGCUUGACUGCCCAUGUUCAUUUGAUCUGCAAGUGUACACAGACUCCAACUGUGAUGUUCCCGAGGGCUGGGAAGAAUCUGCUCCAAAAAUUAUAGACAACUGUCAGGAGUUGAAGAUGCGCUCUUUCUCCACGUCCGUUCACACUGUAGACACUGCAGUCUGCUACAAGCUCAAUAUGUGAAUAUGUAGCUCAACACUUAUUCAAAUGCAUUUGAUGCUCAGGUACUUGAUAAACUUUUAUGAAUAAAUAUUUGAAAAAUAAACGACGAAGACCAAUUUGGUUUUGAUAAAUAAAAAAUAUUUAUUUC